This is a messenger RNA of Strigops habroptila (Kakapo), 7337 nucleotides long. RefSeq names its product collagen type XI alpha 1 chain (gene COL11A1). The record is from RefSeq and is a predicted model, not a curated record. The transcript is spliced from 67 exons. NCBI's taxonomy places the organism in Eukaryota, Metazoa, Chordata, Aves, Psittaciformes, Psittacidae. Gene Ontology annotation, molecular function: extracellular matrix structural constituent. Bases 519 to 5933 code for a protein of 1804 amino acids.
CCCCAAGCGUGUGCGGGCGGGCUGCUGUCCGCCGUGCCGGGGUCUGACGGCCGUGGAGCGGUCGGUGUGCCGCUGCCGAGGCGGAGGGCGGUGCUGUGGCGGCCGGAGGAGCCGCGUGAUUGGCCUCUGCCCGGCGGCUGCCUUGUCAGUCGGUCUGCAGGGGUGGCCCCAGGAGCCGCUCGCCCAGCCCUCUGACGGGGAUGGAACCUUGAGGGGGAUGCGGUGCUCUUCGCGUUUGGAUUAAAGCUUCGCAUCUCCCUUCAGUCUGAAGGCAGGGCAUCGGGGAGGACGGGUCGGAGGAGUUUGCGUAAGGCCGGGCAGAGAGAGAGACAGAAAGGGAGGAAGGGAGAGACAGAAAGGGAGGGAGGGAGAGAGAGAGGGGGCAGAGAGAGAAAACCUCUUUUGGUCUAUCACGUAUGGCUGUAUAGGAGAAUUCAUCUCUGGGAAUAUAGUGGAAAGGACGGAGCAGGUAUAAACCGAAGGCGCCUGCGUUUAAUUCACGCUUGUGGGUGCCCAGCAUGGAGAUGCAGAGAUGGUCCCCAAGGUGGAAAACGAGAAGGUGGCCCUGGGACUCGGCUGUGACCGUGGUCGUCAUCUUCGCCAUCCUCCUCCGGUCUGCAGAGGUCAGAGGAGCUGAGCCCGUUGAUGUGCUAAAAGCAUUAGAAUUUCACAAUUUACCAGAAGGAGUAUCAAGAACAGCAGGAUUUUGCACAAACAGAAGGGAUUCGAAAGGAUCGGAUGUUGCCUACAGAGUUUCAAAAACUGCACAGCUGAGUGCCCCAACAAAGCAGCUGUACCCAGGGGAAGACUUUCCAGAAGAUUUUUCAAUAUUAAUGACAGUAAAACCUAAAAAGGGGAUCCAGUCCUUCCUUCUAUCUGUCUACAAUGAGCAAGGAAUUCAGCAAGUAGGUGUUGAAGUUGGUAGAUCCCCUGUUUUCCUGUUUGAAGACCAAAAUGGAAAACCUGCCCCAGAAGACUAUCCUCUUUUCAGAACUGUCAACAUUGCUGAUGGCAAGUGGCAUCGAGUAGCUAUUAGUGUGGAGAAAAAAAGCGUUACAAUGAUUGUUGACUGUAACAAAAAAUCUACAAAACCACUUGAAAGAAGUGACAAAACAGUUGUGGACACCAAUGGCAUCACUGUCUUUGGAACCAGGAUUUUGGAUGAAGAAGUUUUUGAGGGUGAGAUCCAGCAGCUGUUGAUUAUAGCUGACCCCAGAGCUGCAUAUGACUAUUGUGAGCAUUAUAGCCCAGACUGUGAUUCCCCAGUGCCCAAUGCUGCUCAGGCUCAAGAUCCUCAAGUUGAUGAGUACACACCAGAAGAUUUUAUCGAAUAUGACUAUGAGUAUGGGGAUGCAGAUUAUAAAGAAACUGAUUCUGUAACAGAGGGACCCCCACUGUUCGAAGAGACAGUAGCACAAACAGAGGCAAAUGUUGUGGAUGGAUUUCGAGAGUAUAGCACAGCUGAAAAUGACUAUGGGCCCCAGACAGAAGCUCCCUCCAGAACUACUGAAGCAAAUGAGCAAAAGCCUGUUGAAGAAGUAUUUGCCGAAGAAUACAUAACUGGAGAGGAUUAUGAUAAAAAAACUGAAUAUGGAAGCAGAGGAGUAGACCUCAGUGAAUCUGAUCUGCUGGUAGAUGGAGAUUUAGGCGAAUAUGAUUUUUACGAAUAUAAAGAAUAUGAAGAGAAACCAACUGAUUCUACUAAUGAGGAGUUUGGUCCAGGUGUUCCUGCAGAGACUGAUAUCACAGAAACGAGUGUAACUAGACAUGGGGCUUAUGGAGAAAAAGGCCAAAAGGGAGAACCAGCUGUGAUUGAACCUGGUAUGCUCAUUGAAGGACCACCGGGACCAAGAGGACCUGCUGGUCUAACAGGUCCCCCAGGUCUACAAGGUCCUGUUGGUCCUCCAGGUGACCCUGGUGAAAGGGGUCCACCUGGUCGCCCUGGUCUCCCUGGUGCUGAUGGUUUAGCAGGUCCCCCAGGUACCAUGUUAAUGUUGCCGUUCCGCUUUGGUGGAGAUGGUGAGAAGGGCCCAACAAUCUCAGCUCAGGAAGCUCAAGCACAAGCUAUUCUUCAGCAAGCCAGGAUUGCUAUGAGAGGUCCACCUGGUCCCAUGGGACUCACUGGAAGACCAGGUCCUGUGGGUGGACCUGGAGCAGCAGGUGCUAAGGGUGAAAGUGGUGAACCAGGUCCCCAGGGCCCUCGUGGUGUUCAAGGUGCCCCUGGUCCAAGUGGAAAAGCUGGCAAAAGGGGACGUCCUGGAGCUGAUGGUGCCAGAGGAAUGCCAGGAGAACCUGGUGCAAAGGGUGACAGAGGAUUUGAUGGUCUUCCUGGCCUCCCUGGUGACAAAGGUAACAGGGGAGAUCGAGGCCCGCAGGGACCUCCUGGCUUACCUGGUGAAGAUGGAUCAAGAGGAGAAGAUGGGGAAGUAGGACCAAGAGGUCUCCCAGGUGAAGCUGGCCCACGGGGAUUACUGGGCCCCAGAGGUACACCUGGUCCCCCUGGACAACCUGGCAUUGCAGGUAUUGAUGGACCUUCAGGCCCAAAAGGAAACAUGGGUCCUCAAGGGGAACCAGGACCUCCUGGUCAGCAAGGAAUUCCAGGCCCACAGGGGCUUCCUGGUCCUCAAGGUCCUAUCGGACCUCCUGGUGAAAAAGGACCUCAAGGCAAGCCUGGCCUUCCUGGCCUUCCUGGUUCUGACGGGCCUCCUGGUCAUCCUGGCAAAGAAGGUCAGUCUGGAGAUAAAGGUGCAUUGGGGCCUCCAGGUCCUCAGGGUCCAAUUGGCUAUCCAGGUCCUCGUGGUGUAAAGGGAGCUGAUGGUGUCCGUGGUCUCAAGGGAUCCAAAGGUGAAAAGGGUGAAGAUGGUUUUCCAGGAUUUAAAGGUGACAUGGGCCUUAAAGGUGACCGGGGAGAAAUUGGUCAGCCAGGUCCACGAGGAGAAGAUGGUCCAGAAGGUCCUAAAGGUCGAGCAGGUCCAUCUGGGGACCCAGGUGCUGCUGGCCCAGCUGGAGAAAAGGGUAAGCUUGGUGUACCUGGAUUGCCAGGAUAUCCAGGAAGACAAGGUCCAAAGGGCUCAACUGGUUUCCCAGGAUUUCCAGGUGCCAAUGGAGAGAAAGGUGCAAGGGGAUUACAUGGCAAACCAGGCCCCAGAGGACAGCGAGGACCAACAGGUCCAAGAGGCUCAAGAGGUCCUAGAGGUCCCACUGGCAAACCAGGUCCUAAGGGUACUGCAGGCAAUGAUGGUCCUCCUGGCCCACCAGGUGAAAGGGGACCACAAGGGCCUCAAGGACCUGUUGGGUUCCCCGGACCAAAGGGACCUCCAGGUCCACCUGGAAAAGACGGCUUGCCUGGGCACCCAGGGCAGCGGGGUGAGACUGGUUUUCAAGGAAAAACUGGUCCUCCUGGUCCUGGUGGUGUUGUUGGCCCUCAGGGUCCUACUGGUGAGACUGGCCCAAUUGGUGAAAGAGGUCAUCCAGGUCCUCCUGGUCCACCAGGGGAACAAGGCCUUCCAGGUGCUGCAGGAAAAGAAGGUGCUAAGGGUGACCCAGGCCCUCAAGGCAUUCCUGGGAAAGAUGGACCAGCAGGUCUUCGCGGUUUCCCUGGAGAGAGAGGCCUUCCAGGUGCUCAGGGUCCAGCCGGUUUGAAAGGAGGGGAAGGCCCACAAGGCCCACCUGGCCCACUUGGUUCACCAGGGGAACGCGGAGCAGCAGGCACUGCUGGCCCAAUUGGUCUACCAGGUCGUCCUGGACCUCAGGGUCCUCCAGGCCCUGCAGGAGAGAAGGGCGCUCCUGGUGAAAAAGGUCCUCAAGGUCCCGCUGGACGUGAUGGAGUACAGGGUCCUGUUGGACUUCCUGGUCCUGCUGGUCCUAGUGGUUCUCCUGGAGAAGAUGGUGACAAGGGUGAAAUUGGUGAACCGGGUCAGAAAGGUAGUAAAGGCGACAAGGGAGAGAACGGUCCUCCGGGUCCACCAGGUCUCCAGGGUCCUGUUGGUGCCCCUGGUAUAGCUGGAGGUGAUGGGGAGCCAGGCCCGAGAGGUCAGCAAGGGAUGUUUGGGCAAAAAGGUGAUGAAGGUCCUCGAGGAUUCCCUGGCCCUCCAGGCCCUAUUGGCUUACAGGGUCUGCCUGGCCCACCAGGUGAAAAGGGUGAAAAUGGCGAUGUGGGCCCAAUGGGUCCACCUGGCCCUCCAGGUCCAAGAGGUCCCCAGGGUCCUAAUGGAGCUGAUGGUCCUCAAGGACCACCUGGCUCAAUUGGCUCUGUUGGAGGUGUUGGUGCAAAGGGUGAACCUGGAGAAGCUGGUAACCCUGGACCACCUGGAGAAUCUGGAACAUCUGGUCCAAAAGGUGAAAGGGGAGAAAAAGGUGAGGCUGGUCCACCUGGAGCAGCUGGACCACCAGGUGCUAAAGGACCUCCAGGUGAUGAUGGACCUAAGGGUAACCCAGGCCCAGUUGGUUUUCCUGGAGAUCCUGGUCCCCCUGGUGAACCUGGUCCAGCUGGUCAAGAUGGUGUUGGUGGAGAGAAGGGUGAAGAUGGUGAUCCUGGUCAACCUGGUCCACCAGGUCCUUCAGGUGAAGCUGGCCCACCUGGCCCACCUGGAAAAAGAGGACCUCCAGGAGCAACUGGUGCUGAAGGCAGACAAGGCGAAAAAGGUGCCAAGGGUGAACCUGGUGCAGAAGGGGCUCCUGGAAAAACAGGUCCUGUUGGUCCGCAAGGACCUGCUGGAAAACCUGGCCCAGAGGGUCUCCGGGGCAUUCCUGGCCCUGUGGGAGAACAAGGUCUACCUGGAGCACCAGGUCAGGAUGGCCCUCCUGGGCCUCUGGGUCCACCUGGCUUGCCUGGCUUGAAAGGAGAUCCAGGUUCCAAAGGAGAGAAGGGACAUCCUGGUUUGAUAGGCCUGAUUGGACCUCCAGGAGAACAGGGCGAAAAGGGUGAUAGGGGUCUUCCUGGCCCACAGGGAUCUCCUGGAGCCAAGGGUGAUGCAGGAAUUUCCGGUCCUGCAGGUCCGCUUGGACCCCCUGGUCCUCCUGGUUUACCUGGUCCCCAGGGUCCAAAAGGUUCCAAAGGAUCCAGUGGUCCUGCUGGUCAAAAGGGUGACAGUGGGUUACCUGGUCCACCUGGUCCCCCAGGUCCUCCAGGUGAGGUAAUCCAGCCACUGCCAAUCCAGUCACCCAAAAAGACAAGAAGAUCUCCUGAUUACAUGUUAUCUGAUGCUGGUGAUAAUAUUCUGGAUUAUUCCGAUGGCAUGGAAGAGAUCUUUGGUUCAUUGAAUUCACUGAAGCAAGAUAUUGAGCAUAUGAAGUAUCCAAUGGGCACACAGAAUAACCCAGCCCGAACUUGCAAAGACUUGCAACUCUGCCACCCAGACUUCCCAGAUGGAGAAUACUGGAUUGAUCCUAACCAGGGCUGUUCUGGAGACUCCUUCAAAGUAUACUGCAAUUUCACAGCAGGUGGAGAAACUUGCAUCUACCCAGAUAAGAAAUCUGAAGGAGUUAGGAUUUCAUCGUGGCCAAAGGAGAAUCCAGGAUCUUGGUUUAGUGAAUUUAAGCGAGGAAAACUUCUUUCCUAUUUGGAUGUUGAAGGCAAUUCCAUUAAUAUGGUCCAAAUGACAUUCCUUAGACUACUGAGUGCCUCUGCCAGACAGAAUUUCACUUACAACUGUCAUCAGUCUGUAGCUUGGCAUGAUGCAUCAUCUGACAGCUAUGACAAAGCACUAAGGUUCUUAGGAUCAAAUGAUGAAGAAAUGUCUUAUGACAACAGUCCUUACAUCAAAGCUCUUCAUGAUGGCUGUGCGUCAAGAAAGGGCUAUACAAAGACGGUGAUCGAAAUCAACACACCCAAAAUAGACCAAGUGCCUAUAGUUGAUGUGAUGAUCAAUGACUUUGGUGAUCAGAACCAGAAGUUUGGAUUUGAGGUCGGUCCAGUCUGCUUCCUUGGUUAAACUUAAGACAAAAUCAGAUCAACAAAAAUGUUGCACUUUGGUGCUACCAACCCACUUCAUGCCACAUGCAAGUUUUGAGUAAGGAUGGCAUAGAAAAUAUGUCUUGUUGUGUAUGUCUUACCUAGAAAGUAAUUGUUGCCCUUGUAGGGCCAGAAUCACAUGACUUAAACUUAUUUUGCAAAGUUGCUGUGGCACAGACAGACAACAUAGGGCUCACUUUAGGAACAACCCCCUUUGGAUUCCUUCGGUGCUGUAAAAAAAAUGAACAACAUGGUGCUCCUUCCAUUACAACAAAGAGGUGUUAAGGAAGUGUUGAAUAAACUGUAAUUAUUCUAUGUACAGUACUGUACUGUUAUUUCUCUGUCCAUUUCCAAAACUUGCACGUGUCUUUGAAUUGCAUCUGGCUCUUAUUUUAUAAUUACAAAACUCCAUUGUCAGUACUGUGUAUGUAUUCUGAAAAAAUAAAGCUGUACUUGCCAGUGAAGCCAAUUCUGAUUAAUAAUAAACUCCCUUUGUAUAUAUUGUUGUUGAAAAGCUUGUUAUUUGAAGUCACCAACAAAAUGUAAGGUGGCAAAACUGUUUGAGCAGCACAAACAACUCUCUUCUGCUGGUAUCACUCUGUGAUGAUGAAUUUCAGUGAAGGGACCUUCAAAGGUGCUGUGUUCCAUGGUGCUAUACCUCAGACUUUUUAUGUUCUUUUCUCAUUCCACCAUUUCAGAAGAUACCUGUAUAUACCUAAAAUAAACAAAUUUCUAUUUUUGGGUGGGGAAAAUAUGUAAGAAAAAUGAAAAAAACCCUAACUUUUCUGUAAGAGAUCUGUUAAAAAUCUGUGUGAAAGAAAUCAGUCUUCUUUUUUAAUCAUCUCAUCUGAAUUUGUUUCCAUUGUGCUUAUUUACAUAAAUAUUGAAACUCGAUUCCAACAGUUAUUUAUGGAUUCUGGAUUCUUGCAGUGUUUACUUAGAUUUUUUAUAUAAGCAAUGACGGAUGUUUGCUUCCUGAACUGGAUACUGAAAGUUCCACAGAAUGGUCCUAUACAAUAUUUGCCCAUCCCAGUAAUAUGAAGCAUUUUUUCCUUGUUAUUUCACCUGAAGGCCAGGGAUGCAAUAUGUCUAGGUCAUGUGAUUCUACAUAGUUGCUAAGCAACACACGAGGGGACUGCUUCCUACAGAGCUGUCUUUGACCGAACCUGAUACAAUCUGCCAUUCAAAUGUCACCAAACAAAAAUGUUGGUUUGGCCUUCCCUCUGAACAUUUUAUUCAGGUAGUUGGAAGUAGAAAUUACAUUUUAGCUUUACAACACAAAUCCUUUUGUAAUUAUUUUUCGUAAUAUAUGUAAGACUUGAAAAGAAAUGUUUGUUUCUAUUUCUUAAAAAAUUGUUAAAUUAAAUAGUACUAGUUUCUGCUG